Molecule: messenger RNA, 918 nt
Organism: Penicillium riverlandense
Lineage: Eukaryota; Fungi; Ascomycota; Eurotiomycetes; Eurotiales; Aspergillaceae
Product: aromatic alcohol reductase
Exons: 3
Coding region: 1-918 (305 amino acids)
Molecular function (GO): oxidoreductase activity
Source: RefSeq, a predicted model, not a curated record
AUGGCUUCCUCUUUGAAGAACGUUGCAAUCAUCGGGGCCAGCGGCAGCAUUGGCAAGAUCAUCCUCGACGGCCUUGUCACAUCCGCGCAAUUCACCAUCACCGUGAUAUCCCGCAAAGAAAGCGAGGCCACAUUCCCCUCGGAUGUCGUUGUUCACAAGACCGACUUCUCGGGCGCGGGCCUCGAGGCCGCACUCAAGGGCCAGGACGCCGUGAUCUCGGUGGUGGGCGCCGCUGGAUUCGGAGAGCAGAAGAAGAUCGUUGAUGCUGCCAUCCGAGCGGGUGUCAAGCGCUUCAUCCCCUCGGAGUUCUCGGCAAGCAGCCAGAACGAAGCGGUGCUGCAUCUCCUGCCGCUGUUUGGGCAAAAGAAGGAACUGGUCGAGUAUCUCAAGACCAAGGAGUCGGGAGGCCUGAGCUGGACCGGUAUUGCCACUUCGUUGCUGUUUGAUUGGCGUCUGCUCCAACAGGGUCUUGGGAACGGCAUCUUGGAAUUCGACAUUGCCAACCGCAAGGCUACCAUCUGGGAUAGCGGCGAGAAGAGCUUCACUCUGACAAACGAGAAGCAGCUCGCCAGAUCUGUCGUCUCGGUCCUGCAGCAUCCACAGGAAACCAGCAACAAAUACCUUUAUGUUGCCUCUGUAGAGACCACGCAGAAGGACAUCCUGGCUGCUCUUGAAGAAACCAUGAAGACCCAGUGGACCGUGACGGAGACAUCCACCGACGCGGAGAUCAGUGGAGGGGUCAAGAGGCUCUCUGCGGGAGAUUUCAGCGGUGCCAUCACGCUGGUUCGUGCCACUGCGUUUGGCAAUACCCCCGGCCUCCAUGCGAACUAUGCCAAGGAGGAGACUCUUGCCAACGAGAUGCUGGGAUUGUCGUUGGAGAGUGUACAGGACACGGUCCAGCGGGUGGUGGGGCAGUAG